Sordaria macrospora k-hell is the source of this 459-nucleotide messenger RNA. RefSeq lists its product as uncharacterized. The record is from RefSeq and is a predicted model, not a curated record. Lineage: Eukaryota; Fungi; Ascomycota; Sordariomycetes; Sordariales; Sordariaceae.
AUGUCCCCCUCGCCAUCAUCGCCGUCACCAACCGGUGCAGCAGUUGCAAUUGCACACGGCGACUACCAUCCCGUCCGGGUUAAAGAGCAGCAGCUUGAGCUCCAGGCCCAGGCCCAGGGAGAGGGCCAGAAGAAGAAGCAGCGGGUGAAGAUCAAGCUGCGCUUGAAAAGAUUUGCUGAAGACGAGCGAAGCGAAGAGGACGUCGACGACGACAGGCGGCCCAAGAAGAAGAAGGCAAGGACAGCAAAGGAAGCCACCACCGUUUCGAGUGUAUGGGAUGGACGCUUGCGCUCGAGAACCCCAAGCGUUAAGAAAGAGGACGUAAUGGACCUGGAGGAAUAUCCUGUGGUAGCUGCACAGGUACAGGUAGCUGCUGCACCGAUCGCUGCACCGAAACGCAGAAUCACCAGGAUUGUCGUGAAGUCUUUUCGCCACUUGGAUGGGGUUGUACGAGGCUAA